AUGUCCAACAUGCUUGGCCCGUUCGCAGUAGUUCAGAGCCCAGACGCGCAGCCCAGGUGUCCUUUGUGCGGCCCGUCGCCAGUGAAGCCCAGCCGCAUGAAGAAGCCCAGUAGACGUGCGCAGCCCAAUUCAACACGCCAGCCCAAUACGCGGCGAAGCCCAGCAGGAGUGGAUGAAGAGGUGCGGGCCGUCCCAGCCCACGAGAACCCACGUCCCUCAGCAGCUUCGUUCCGUGCACAGUCCGCGAGAGCCCGCGCGCGGCCCAGCUCCUUCCAGCCUGUUCCACAGCCCAACCGAGCGCGACCGUGGCCCAAUUUGCUCCAACGCAGCCCAAUUGGUGUAUCCGCGCCCCAGCGCGCCUCAACUCAGCCCAGCACGUCUUCUAGCAGCCCAAACGCGUCCAUCUUGAGCCCAACAAGCAGCAGGUGGUCCAGCAGCAUGGCAGCAAGUUCCAAACCGGUUCAACUCGGUCUAGAAGCCCCGGUUCAUGUCCAAGACGCCAGUCGUCGGGCCACCGAAAUCAGUCGUUGUUGUGCGCCUUUGGUCGCGCGCACUGGGUUUCUCAAAAUCCUCGGCCACACUGCCUCUAGCCCCUAUUCAUUGCCGAAAAAUGCUCCCAUGCACUGCUACUUGCGUGGCCAGCGGUCCGCCACACUACCGGCGUGCUAG
Striga asiatica is the source of this 669-nucleotide messenger RNA. The record is from the annotation of a GenBank genome assembly. NCBI's taxonomy places the organism in Eukaryota, Viridiplantae, Streptophyta, Magnoliopsida, Lamiales, Orobanchaceae.